Symbiodinium necroappetens is the source of this 750-nucleotide messenger RNA. The record is from the annotation of a GenBank genome assembly. Lineage: Eukaryota; Dinophyceae; Suessiales; Symbiodiniaceae.
AUGAAGAUGACCAUCGAGCCGCCGAAAGGUCUGAAGUCAAACUUGCUGCGUGCAUUCUCCUCCAUUGACCCUGACUGGUUUGCCGAAGCAUGCACCAGGAGCACAGAGUGCAAGCAAACCUUCAGGAAGAUGCUUUUCGGUCUUUGUUUCUUCCACGCCCUCAUUCAGGAGCGCUGUACCUAUGGUCCUCUUGGCUGGAACAUCCCGUAUCAGUUCUCUGAACCUGACCGGCAAAUCUGUAUGAUGCAGCUCAGGAUGUUCUUGGAAGAGAAUGACUCGGUUCCAUAUGCUGCUCUCCGAUACACUGCUGCAGAGGCCAACUACGGUGGCCGCGUCACUGACGUUCAUGAUCGUCGCUGCAUCAACUUCCUGCUCACGGACUUCUACUGCCCAGAGAUUCUCAAAGACGACUACAAGUUCUCUCCUUCUGGCAUCUACUAUGCGCCGGCCUACUCUGUAAGUCUGGAGCCAUACAUCGAGUACAUCCGGAGCCUGCCCAUCAACCAGAUGCCAGAGGCGUUUGGACUGCAUGCCAAUGCUAACCUCGUCGCAGCGAUCAGCGAGGCCAUGCGCCUAUUGGGCACGGCAGCAGCCCUCCAGCCACGGACAGGAGGAGGUGGGGGUGGUGCUUCUCAGGACGACGUGGUGAUGGAGGCUGCAACGAAGUAUCUCGAAGAGGUGCGGCCGCCUUUCGACACGGAGGCUAGCAACGCGAAGUAUCCUGUGGACUACAACGAGUCCAUGAAUACC